Messenger RNA from Didymodactylos carnosus, 723 nucleotides. NCBI's taxonomy places the organism in Eukaryota, Metazoa, Rotifera, Eurotatoria, Philodinida, Philodinidae. The record is from the annotation of a GenBank genome assembly.
AUGGGAAGUCGCAGGUACGACAGAUUCGACAGUGCGAUACCAGGCAUUACCGAAAAACUAUUUAACAAGAGUAAAUUUCUCAAAUAUUAUGAUAGAACAGAAAGUUGUCCUUGUUAUGACGAUGUGAUCGAUUCACUUCUCGCUUUGGAUGGCAUUGAUGAUCGCUCCCAUCCAGUGUGCCGAAUGAUUAAGGACGAAUCAGCUGACUAUGAUGUAAUUAAAACUUACACUUCGGAACAUCGUUAUCGUUCCAAAGCAUUCUACAGCUAUGUAAACAAACAACUACUGAAGGAUAGAAAAUCUAGGCUAGAACACUUAAUGCCAUUUAUUCGUAGAGCCACCCAUCAAAUUAAUCAUCGUGGACCAGACGAUUCAUGCGUUGUAUAUCGUGGUAUGGAUCUUAAUAGAGAACAAGUGAGAUUUUUUACUCCUGGAAAGAUAUUUCGGUUUCCAGGCUUUACAUCAACAACCACAGAUAGAAGCGUAGCUGAAAGCUUUGGUGAUAUUUUAUUUAAAAUUCGAGUACCCGCCGAUAUUUCUCAAGCACGAAAUAUAGCAGACAUUUCAUGUUUUCCAUCAGAAGAUGAAUGGCUCUUCGUUCCUUAUUCACGUUUUAAAGUUAUCAGCUCAGAAAACAGAAAAAUUACUUUGGAAGCAAAAGACAAUUUGGAGGAUGUGUCUGAAUCAACCACAAGUAGCGAUGAAUCUUCAGACACGGACUAG